AUGUUAAGUCUUCUUGCUCAAUUUGAAGUUCUAAAAGGUCAAAUAAAAUCGUCUACUCGACGUCAACUUCGAGAACAAUUUCUUCGACUAACUACAAAUCGAUCUGAUAAUUUGACAGCUAUAGCAGUACUUCUUGCUGAUCAUGCAUAUAAGUUACCACAAUCUCACACUGAUAAAGUUUCCAUAACAAAUAAAACAUCCAUCCAUGUGAGAUUGGAAAAAGAAAUUGAGAACAAUAAACAAAUGAUUCUUCGACUAAUGAAAAAUGAUAAUCCAACUCCAGAUGAAAUGCUAAUAAUCCAUCAGUUGCGUUAUGAAACAAAGAGACUAAUACGUAAACUUACUGUUGAGAUACGAUGUGAACAAAAUGUCAUCACAUGUGAUCAAAAGAGACAAUAUAAACUUGAUCCAUGUGCAAAAGAACUUGUCGAUGUUGCUAGUUAUUUAACUGACGAACAAAAUUCAAUUGUAACACGUUAUGUUUAUGAUAUUGUUUGUUUAAUUGCUGUUCAAUAA
Messenger RNA from Rotaria sp. Silwood2, 516 nucleotides. The record is from the annotation of a GenBank genome assembly. NCBI's taxonomy places the organism in Eukaryota, Metazoa, Rotifera, Eurotatoria, Philodinida, Philodinidae.